Messenger RNA from Urocitellus parryii (Arctic ground squirrel), 1314 nucleotides. It is a transcript of the gene Ccr4, whose product is annotated as C-C motif chemokine receptor 4. Gene Ontology annotation, molecular function: C-C chemokine binding; C-C chemokine receptor activity. NCBI's taxonomy places the organism in Eukaryota, Metazoa, Chordata, Mammalia, Rodentia, Sciuridae. Gene Ontology annotation, biological process: cell chemotaxis; immune response; G protein-coupled receptor signaling pathway. The record is from RefSeq and is a predicted model, not a curated record. Gene Ontology annotation, cellular component: membrane; external side of plasma membrane.
GCCUCACAGACCGUCCUCGGASUCACUUUCACAAAAGCAAGCUGUUUCUGUUGCAUCCAGACCUUCCUUGAGAACCUCACAGGUUUGGAAAAUGAAUCCCACGGAUACAGCAGACACUACCCUGGAUGACAGCAUCUACAGCAACUACUACCUCUAUGAGAGCAUCCCCAAGCCUUGUAACAAAGAAGGAGUCAAAGCCUUCGGGGAGCUCUUCCUGCCCCCUCUUUACUCCUUGGUCUUUCUGUUUGGUCUGCUUGGAAAUUCCGUGGUGGUUCUAGUCCUGUUCAAAUACAAGCGGCUCAAGUCCAUGACUGACGUGUACCUGCUCAACCUUGCCAUCUCGGAUCUGCUCUUUGUGCUUUCCCUCCCAUUCUGGGGCUACUACGCUGCAGACCAGUGGGUUUUUGGUCUGGGUCUAUGCAAGAUUAUUUCCUGGAUGUACUUGGUGGGCUUUUACAGUGGCAUAUUCUUCAUCAUGCUCAUGAGCAUCGACAGAUACCUGGCAAUCGUGCAUGCGGUGUUCUCCUUGAGAGCAAGAACCCUGACCUAUGGGGUCAUCACCAGUGUGGCUACGUGGUCAGUGGCUGUAUUCGCCUCCCUCCCUGGCCUUUUGUUCAGCACUUGUUACACCGAGCGCAACCACACUUACUGCAAAACCAAGUACUCUGUCAACUCCACCACGUGGAAGGUUCUCAGCUCCCUGGAGAUCAACAUCUUUGGGUUGGUGAUCCCCUUGGGGAUCAUGCUCUUCUGCUACUCCAUGAUCAUCAGAACCUUGCAGCACUGCAAAAAUGAAAAGAAGAACAAGGCGGUGAAGAUGAUCUUUGCUGUGGUGGUGCUCUUUCUUGGGUUCUGGACUCCUUACAACAUAGUGCUUUUCCUGGAUACCCUGGUGGAGCUAGAAGUCCUUCAGAAUUGCACCUUUGAAAGGUAUCUGGACUACGCCAUCCAGGCCACAGAAACCCUGGCUUUCGUUCACUGUUGCCUUAAUCCAGUCAUCUACUUUUUUCUGGGGGAGAAAUUUCGCAAAUACAUUGUCCAACUCUUCAAAACCUGCAGGGGCCCUUUUAUGCUCUGCCAAUAUUGUGGGCUCCUCCAAAUUUACUCUGCCGACACCCCCAGCUCCUCUUACACACAGUCUACCGUAGAUCAUGAUCUCCGUGAUGCUCUGUAAAAAAAAAAAAAAAAAAAAAUGCAAAUGCAAAACACAGAGCCAAUAAGCUUCCCACCUUCAGAGCUUACUUAAAAUUGUAUUUUAGUAAGAGUCGCCUGAGAGCAGGCAGCAGGAGGAAGGCAUACAGCCACAGUGGAAAG